Molecule: messenger RNA, 3627 nt
Organism: Polypterus senegalus (gray bichir)
Lineage: Eukaryota; Metazoa; Chordata; Cladistia; Polypteriformes; Polypteridae
Gene: rbp3
Product: retinol binding protein 3
Exons: 5
Coding region: 1-3627 (1208 amino acids)
Biological process (GO): proteolysis
Molecular function (GO): serine-type peptidase activity
Source: RefSeq, a predicted model, not a curated record
AUGGAUCCAGAAAACACUACAGAAAAUUUUCAACCAAAUUUGGUGCUGGAUAUGGCAAAUGUUCUGCUUGACAACUACUGUUUUCCUGAAAAUUUGAUUGGAAUGAAAGAAGCAAUAGAACAAGCAAUAAGAAAUGGGGAGAUUCUUCAGAUAUCAGAUCCAGGUACACUAGCUGCUGUUUUGACAGCUGGCGUGCAAGGUGCACUAAAUGACCCACGUUUGAUUGUCUCCUAUCACCCCACUGGCUCAGUCUUCUCACAGUCUUUGCCUUUAGCAGAUUUGCCAGUGCAACAGCUCCUUCUUAUGAUUCAUAAUUCAGUCCAUUAUGAAAUUCUGGAGGGAAACAUAGGAUACCUACGGAUUGACCAUAUCAUCGGAGAGGAUGUGAUUCAGAAAGUUGGUGCUUUGCUUGUCAAGGGCAUCUGGAGUAACAUAAUGGGAACCUCUUCUUUAAUUCUGGACCUGCGCUACAGCACCACAGGACAAGUAUCAGGAAUCACUUAUGUUGUAUCUUACUUUUGUGAGGCAGAUCCUAUUCAUAUUGACACCAUUUACGAUCACCCUUCUAACAGCACAAGACAGAUCUGGACAUUGGCAAGUCUUCUGGGAGAAAAGUAUGGAAAGGAUAAAGAUGUGAUUGUUUUGACAAGCAGGUAUACUGAAGGGGUGGCAGAAGAUAUUGCUUAUAUUUUGAAACAUCUACAUAGAGCCAUCAUUGUUGGUGAAAGAACAGCUGGUGGUUCAUUAAAAAUAGACAAAUUAAAAAUAGGUGAAUCCAAUUUUUACAUUACUGUCCCUGUUGCUAGAUCCAUCAGUCCCAUUACUGGGCAGAGCUGGGAAGUAAACGGUGUGUUUCCUUGUGUUCCUACUCGUGCAGAUGAAGCUCUUGAUAAAGCCAAAUCUAUUUUGUCUGUUAGGAGUGCCAUUCCUAAAGUAGUCCAAGCAAUAACAGAGAUAUUGAAAGGAUACUACUCAUUUACUGAUCGGGUACCCACACUACUUCAACAUAUUUCAUUUACUGAUUAUUCUGCUGUGACAUCGGAAGAAGACCUUAUUUCUAAACUUAAUUAUGAGCUGCAAUCUGUGUCUGAAGACCCUCGACUAAUAAUAAAAUUGACAGAUGAGUCCCACGUAACAAUAGAAGACAGUCCUACUGCUAAUAAUUUGCCAAAUGACCCUGCACUUCUUCAAGCUUUGGUGGACACUGUGUUUAAAGUAAAUAUUUUAGCAGAAAAUAUCGGCUACCUUCGAUUUGAUGAAUUUGCUGAUGCUUCAGUGUUGGUCAAACUAGGAGCACAAAUAGUCAACAAAGUGUGGGAUCCUAUUAAAAACACAGAGAACCUUAUCAUUGACAUUCGUUAUAACACUGGUGGUCCAUCCGCUGCUGUUCCACUUCUGCUCUCAUAUUUUCAUGAUCUGUCUCCACCUGUUUAUUUCUUUACAGUAUACAACAGACUCACCAACAAUACAACAGAAUAUUCCACAAUCCCAAAUUUACAAGGUCAGCCUUAUGGAUCAAAACGUGGUGUGUAUGUCCUUACAAGCCAUCACACCACAACAGCUGCAGAGGAAUUUGCGUACUUAAUGCAGUCUCUAAGCAGAGCAACAGUCAUUGGAGAAAUAACCUCUGGAACUUUGUUACAUUCGAGAUCAUUUCAAAUAGAAGGAAUCAAUGCGGUCAUUACAGUUCCAGUCAUUAACUUCAUUGAUAACAAUGGAGAAUACUGGCUAGGAGGUGGAGUGGUUCCAGAUGCAAUAGUUUUAGCAGAAGAGGCUCUACAUAAAGCUCUGGAGGUAAUAUAUUUUCAUGCUGAUAUCUACAAGUUAAUUGAAAGUGCAGCAAAUCUUAUGGAAGUGCAUUAUGCCAUUCCAGAAGUCUCUGCUAAAAUAAGUUCUGUGCUCCAAAAAAAAUGGUCAGAUGGCUUGUAUCGGUCAGUAGUGGACCAUGAAUCCUUAGCAUCUCAGUUAACUUCAGACCUACAGGAAACAUCAGGUGAUCAUCGUUUGCUUGUGUUCUUCAGUGACAUCGAACCAGAAGUACAUGAAGAUCAAUCAUCGAAAGUUCCAAGCCCAGAAGAGCUCAACUAUAUUAUUGAAGCCUUGUUUAAGACAGAAAUUAUGCCUGGCAAUGUUGGAUAUCUGAGAUUUGAUUUGAUGGCAGAAGCAGAAAUCAUUAAAGCUGUAGGACCUCAGCUUAUUAAUCGUGUGUGGAACAAGCUUGUAAAUACUGAUAUGUUGAUUAUUGAUAUGAGAUAUAAUACGGCUGGGUACUCAACUGCUAUUCCAUUAUUGUGCUCCUACUUCUUUGAUGCUGAACCUAUUCGUCACCUGUACACUAUCUUUGACCGUUCCACUUCAGGCACCUCACCUAUAAUGACCAUACCUCAGAUUUUAGGUCAGAGGUACAGCCCAAAGAAAGACCUUUUUAUUCUUACAAGCCACAUGACAGGAUCUGCUGCAGAGGCAUUCACUAGAGCAAUGAAAGAUCUAGAAAGAGCUACAGUUAUUGGGGAGCCUACUGUUGGAGGCUCUCUGUCUGUGGGAACAUACAGAAUAAAUAACAGUAACUUGUAUGUUUCAAUUCCUAAUCAAGUAGUCCUAAGUGCAAUUACUGGAAAGGUAUGGAGUGUAUCUGGAGUUGAACCACAUAUCAUAGUCCAGGCUAAUGAUGCAAUGAAUUUAGUCCAUCGAAUUGUUAACUUUCGCCUUCGGAUUUCUUCCAUUUUGCAAAAUGUGGGACAACUAGUUGCUGAAAAUUAUGCCUUUGACCAAAUUUCAGCAGAUAUUUCAACAAAGUUAAUAUCACUUUAUGAGAGUGGGAACUACAAAAAAAUCAAUUCAGAAAGUGAGUUAGUAAAAAAACUCUCAAAUGACUUGCAAGCAUUAUCAGGAGAUAAAAACCUAAAGGUUUCUUAUGCACCAGAAAAUUCAAAAGAUCACAUUCUAGCUGCUGCUCCUUUUCAGAUUCCUUCUCCUGAGGUAUUUGCAGAUCUUAUCAAAUUUUCUUUCCAUACAGAUGUGUUUGAAAACAAUAUUGGAUAUCUACGGUUUGACAUGUUUGGGGAGUCUGAGUUAAUUAUUCAAGUUUCUGAUUUGCUGGUAGAGCAUGUAUGGAAGAAAAUAAUAAACACAAAUGCACUUAUUCUUGAUCUAAGAUAUAACAUAGGAGGAUCAACAUCAGGAAUUGCAGUGUUUGCUUCAUAUUUCUUUGAAGAAAACCAAAGAAUUCUUCUGGACAAAAUCUACAACCAACCAAAAAACACAACCACAGAGCUAUGGACUCUGGGUAAAUUAAGAGGGGAAAGAUAUGGUGCCAAGAAGGAUGUGGUCAUUUUGACAAGCAGUAUGACAACAGGGGCUGCUGAAGAAUUUGUCCAUAUUCUGAAGAAAGUGGGAAGGGCUCUGAUAGUGGGCGAAAUAACCAGUGGUGGUUGUCUCUCUUCACAAACAUUCAAUGUGGCUGGUACACAGUUCUAUAUAACUAUUCCUACUAGCAGAUCUGAAGGUUCUCCUGAAGGGCCAUCUUGGGAGGGUGUUGGAGUUACCCCUCAUAUUGAAGAGGCUGCCAGUCAUGCAAUGGAGAAAGCAAAAGAAAUCCUUCAAAGUCAUUUGCAUGGUAGAGCAUGA